Molecule: messenger RNA, 2196 nt
Organism: Periophthalmus magnuspinnatus
Lineage: Eukaryota; Metazoa; Chordata; Actinopteri; Gobiiformes; Gobiidae
Gene: spire2
Product: spire-type actin nucleation factor 2
Exons: 15
Coding region: 79-2175 (698 amino acids)
Biological process (GO): actin filament network formation; cleavage furrow formation; actin filament polymerization
Cellular component (GO): cytoplasmic vesicle membrane; cell cortex
Molecular function (GO): actin binding
Source: RefSeq, a predicted model, not a curated record
UGAUGGUAAAGAGCAGCAGCUGCGGCAGUCGCAAGGAGCCAGCGGGACACAGCGGCACUGAGGCUCGGCGCAGAUGGAAUGAAACAUGGGCCCUGCGCCAUGGCUCGAUCCGGCAGCACAGGCGCGGACGGAGAGAAGUCCCGCGCCUCCGCGGACCGCAGCGACCUCCAGGAACUGUCUCUGGAGGAGGUGCUGAAAUCUUACGAGCAACCCAUCAACGAGGAGCAAGCAUGGGCCGUGUGCUUCCAGUGCUGCAGCGGGAUACGGCCGCCCCACCCGCUCGGCCCGGUCAUUGAGCUGUCCUCCAUCCUGCUGCACCGGGACGGCACCGUGACGCUCCCGCACGAGCAUCUCUGCGUUGACCAUGAAGGAGUUAGCAACUCACCGGCAGCUGAGCGUCAGCUGGUGCAGACUCUGGGCGUGGCCAUCUACAGAGCGCUGGACUGGGGGCUGGACGCCAGCGAAGAGCGGGAGCUGAGUCCUCAGCUAGAGCAGCUCAUAGAGGGCAUGGCGGGCGGGGAGGCGGACAGUGGAGGGGGCAGUGGCACAUCGGAUGAAGGCUACAGCGACCCAGAGGAGGAGGAGCUGGAGGAAGAACCUGGAGCCCGGCCUGUCUGCUCCCUCCGCCAGGUGAUGGCGCUGUGUGCCUGCCGCCUGGCUGAGCCUGGCCUGGCAGCAGAACACUACCAGGCUGUGUGCAGAGCCCUGUUUGUGGAGACUAUGGAGCUGCAAACCUUCCUCCUGAAGAUCCGAGAUGCCAAAGAGAUGCUGAAGAAGAUAAGUGCAGAGGACAGUGUGGAGGACAGGUCCACUGCACAGCUGGACACACUGCAGCACCAUGACUGGGCUCGUCUGUGGGUGCAGCUCAUGAAGGAGCUGAGGCAGGGGGUAAAGUUGAAGCAGGUGCAGGAGACAGCCUUCCCUCCUCUGCCAUCGGAGUUCAGCCUGACACCCUUUGAGAUGCUCAUGCAGGACAUCCGCACACGCAAGUUCCAACUGCGCAAAGUCAUGGUGGAUGGGGACAUUCCCACUCGUGUCAAGAGGAAUGCACAUGAGCUGAUCCUGGACUUCAUCCGCUCCAGACCUCCUCUAAAACCGGUGUCAGAGCGCUCCCUGCCCCCUCCCCCCCCACAGCCGCAGAGCCUCCAUGAGCAGGUCCUGGCUCAGAUCAAGCAGGAGCGGAAGCUGCGCCACGUCCCACCAGUCAGACCGUUCGGCUCACUGCCCUGCUUGGCCCAGCCCUGCUCCUGUCAGCCCAAAUCCAGCUCUUGCAUGGACUUGUCGGUGUCCCGGCCCCGCGUCCUGCUCAAGGCCCCCACUCUGGCUGAGAUGGAGGAGAUGAACAGCUCUGAGGAGGAGGAGUCUCCAGAGGGGGCAGAGCUGUAUAGGACAGACUCCAUUGGCCCUCUCAAACGGGACCGCUCCUUCUCCGAACAGGAUGUGGCUCUGCUCCGAGGGGACGCGGCAGAGCCACUGAGAGCCAGGACGCUGCCCAGUGCGAGACCCCCACCCCAGCACAGAGCCUCGUUCCCAGGCCAGGCUUGGGCCUCAGCACCGGCCCCUCCACCAGCCCCAUGGCCCCUAAGCGCACUGCAUGAGAGCACCGACGCAGAUCUGCACCUCUGGAUGGAUGAGUUCAGUCAUCCUGUGGAGAGUCUGGCCCUGACUGUGGAUGAGGUCAUCAACGUGCGCCGUGUGCUGGUCAAGGCAGAGAUGGAAAAAUACCUUCAGAGCAAGGAGCUCUACAAUAACCUGAAGAAAGGCAAAGUCUGCUGCUGCUGUCGAGUGCGCUUCCCUCUCCUCUCAUGGCCGUCCUCCUGCCUGUUCUGCAAGAGGUCUGUGUGCAGCACUUGCAGCGCCAAGAUGAAGAUCCCUUCCAAAAAGAUGGCUCACAUUCCAGUAUACGCUGUGGGCUUUCAUGUGGCUCCCAAAGACCAAGUACACAAAAGCCAAGUCUUCAAGUGUGUGCAUGGUUUGUGUGGGCGUGCAGUGGAGGAGGAGUUCCCUCACCUGUACGCCCACGGUUGCAGCCUGCGCGACGUCUGCUCCGACUGCUCCAAGUUUGUGGCCGAUGUGGUCUCAUCCAGCCGCAGGAGCCUGGACAUUCUCAACACACCCAAGAGAGACCUGAAAACUGCUCCUCCUGCCAAGAGGCCUCCACCAGCUGUACCCUAGACCCCCUAGAUCCCUCCAUAU